Ectocarpus sp. CCAP 1310/34 is the source of this 3603-nucleotide messenger RNA. The record is from the annotation of a GenBank genome assembly. Lineage: Eukaryota; Phaeophyceae; Ectocarpales; Ectocarpaceae.
AUGAGGCACUCAGAGCGCAGCAACAACUGCGCAACGAACAAGGACAACGGUUGCUCUCGUUUGCUCAUGGCUUUGAGCCCUCGGAAACAGACGUCUCGCCAAUACGCUCACAUUCCAGAAGGAGGCGAGAUGCCGCGACUUCUCGUCCUACGCCGGAGAGUUGGGCCAAAGGGAUGGGGGAACGAGUCGUCGGGAAAUACUGCCAACGGGUUAGAUCUUAGCCUCCCUCGUCUUCUUGUCGAAGGUGGAUUUCUGUGGAAAUUUCCUUACCACAACGCGGGAACGCCGAAGCGCCGCUGGUUUCAAGUGAAGCCGGCGGAGGGACUGCUCACUACGGCAAGCGGGCAUUUGGUCGUGCGACCGACGGUAGGAGGAGGCGGCGGUAGCGGAGUGUGUGAGCGGGGGGCCGACCGCGGUAACGAGUCGAGUCGAGCUGGAGGAGGUGACAAGAUCGCUGCGCCGUCCAUGCCGAUGAGGCGGCUGCGCGCCGCUUGGCCUCUCACUUUCAUCUGGGUGGACCCCGAGAGAGACCUCAAAAGGUCUCCUCCGAGGGAGAUAUUAGUCGAAGAGAUUAUGGAUCUAGCUAGGGGGCACAAAACGCCGGCGUUCUGGCAGCAAGCUUCGCACCGCGGAAUCCACACGCUCCCGGAUCCGAAGCUGUGCUUCAGCUUGGUGGGGCACGACAGAAGUCUUGACCUCGCGGCCGAGAGUCUCCCGGAGGCAAGAGAGUGGGUGUGCGCGCUUGCGAGGGUGGCGCUGAUGGCCAAACGAGGAGGGUCGGUGAAGACUGCUGGCGAUGCUGUUGCUCCACUUCUUCCUCAUCGCUUUCGGCCUGAACCCGCUGCAAGCCUUGCGGGCCCUGAUCUCGAAGAAAGUGUGUCUGCCGAAAGGCUCAAUGAUAUCGACCACAAAGUUGACUCCCAUGUAGGAGUGCAACGGCAAAGCGAUCGAGCGGCAACCGCGCUUAACACAGAGGUUUCCCGGCAUGAACUCUCCCUUCGCUCGGAUGCGGACCUCUCUUCGGAAAAACCAAAGGUGCUCGGGGAGGGCGGAACGUGGUCUGUAGACACGAUCCACGCCUGGCGGCGACGCCUCUUUCCGGCUGUCAAGCGCGGAGAUAUCGCGGCCGUGCUUGCCAUUUUCGACCAGGGCUGUCCGGUCGACAUUGCCCAGACAGGGACCGGAGACACCCCGAUGCUUGUUGCCUGCCGCCUGGGGGAUGUCGGGAUGGUGCGGGAAUGCCUCCGCCGUGGGUCUCGGAACGAUCCGCACCCGGCCUUCGGACAGACGGCGCUUCACGCUGCGGUAGCCUCGGGGCAGGAGGCUUGCGCGCGGCUUAUCCUCGAGACGGCCGCUCCAAGCCGCUCCGACGCUGUGGUGUCCAACCACAAGGACCCCAACAAAGAGACACCGCUCCAUGUCGCGUGCCGCCGGGGGUAUGACGGCAUCGUGGAAGCUCUGCUUCAUCACGGGGCUGACUUGCGAGCUGUUGACAGGAAGGGGAACACCCCGCUGCAUGGGGCAGCCGGGAGUGGGCAUGCCGGGGCGCUCGGGUCUCUUCUCGACGCUGGCGGCGACGUCGUCUUGGAGGAGAGCAACGCAAGGGGUGACAGGGCGCUACACACGGCGGCUGCCCCGGGACACAUCGCCUGCGUCGAACUAUUGCUGGGUACAGCUGCCGAACCAGACGUUCCGAAUGCAGAUGGUCAAACCCCGUUUGCACUGGCAUCUCGGGGCGGCCACCUUGCCGUCACGAGGCUUAUCCGGAAAUAUGCUCCUGCCGCGGGAACACCGUCCGGGGGAGAUGCACAGUUUCAGGCCCAUCGUCGAGCGAACGAAGGGGGGAGGUCUGUCACGUCUGACACACUACCACGGCCACACUCGAGCGGUUCUGCACCAAACCCUCCUGGCACGCCUGAUCACCGGAGUCGAGAUCUGGAACACCGCUGCUACUCGGCGGCGGGUUUAGGCCACCAGCAGUUCGAAGACUUGAACGCCCCAACGUGCUGCAGGCAACCCGUUUACACAUCUGGAGGGGAUUCUUUUGAUCGAGACUUGCUGCGAUCGACCAGCCAGCACGACAGAAGGCAAGAUUUGCAUAUAAUCGAUGCCUGCCGCUCAAAGGGCGUUGUUUUCUUUUGCCAAAUACCACAUCUCUAUUCAAUAGGUCUCUACGCAAGCGGUGGUGAAUUGAAAAUCACCAAGGCUACUCCUCCUCAGUCUACAUUCGACGGGCACGUCACUUCUCCGGCGUUUUCUACCUCCGCUCCGGUUCAAGGCACACAUGGCAGUCUCUUCGACGGCCUUCAGGUGUACGUGGUCGGUGGCAGGCAGCCGCUUGGCUCGCAGCAUUCCUGUGCGGCACCUGGAAAGAUGUCAGCGUCGUUGGCUCGCGUGCCUGUCAGCGCCAGGACCAUGGUACUCGACAGUCACCGCCUCUCGACGGCAUCUCAUCACCACCAAGUGGGGGAGGAACAACAGCAACAUCAUUUAAACUACUACCCUUCAAACCAGCAAUCUUCUUACAACUCGUCGUUGUCGACGGCGUCCUUUGAGGGCUUGGAUCCGAACUGGAGAGACAACAUCUUGAGCGCACCUUCGACCGUGGCUCCUUCUCCUCCGACUCCAAUUUCAACUCCGGAGGGCGAUCGGAGACCGAAUCGUGACUCGACGUCGCUGUUGUCCGCCGUUCCUUCAACGGCAACCACAACAGGCGGGGAUGGGACCGGCAUCGUAGGUGUCAUGGGUAGCGCCCGUGCUCUCGCACGGAUGAUCCACUUCAAUAAUACUAUAGAUCGGGGCGAGAGUGAGAUCUUCAGUGGAGGUGCGGCUGUUUCCCCCUCGGCAACGAGGACCCAGAACCUUACUGAGAAGGAAACUGAGGAACCGCAUGGCGGCACUGCGGCAUCGGAAAAAAGUGGCGGCGGCGAGAGAACGACCAAACCGAUAGGGUGCUGGAUGACCUCUGUAGAUGACGAUCAGGAUUCGUCGGGUACCUCCUCGCGAGCUCCAGAGGUCGGCGGGAAGGGCCACGGAUGUGGCGCGGAACAGACGUCUAUGUCGGAUAGCCCUCAUGCUGACGCGGCGGAAUCCUUCGGAUCGCACGUGGACACCAAACCAGUCCUGGGGCGUGGGACUUCACGAAGUGGAGCGACCGCCGGCCAAGAAGCGGUUGAAUUCGAAGAAUCGGAAAAGGAAGGUGACUCUUUCGUGAUGGUGGUUUCACAGGAAAUGGGUGGGCGGCAAACAAGGGAUGCAUCAGCAGCGUUGGCAGGGCUCUGGAAGGUGUUCCAGUCGGAGGGGUACCCCUACUACCUCCAUGAAGCUUCCGGGCAUACGCAGUGGGAGGACCCGAGAGAGGUGGAACGCUUACGUGUGCAAGAGUUCUUGGUUGACACAGGAGCUACAGGCGAUGUGCGAGGAGAGAGCUUGGGAGAAUGCUCAGAGCCAAACGGAGAGGCGGCGUUAUUGGAGGAGCACCCGGAGGAAGGGAACGGUGGGCUCCGCGACAAAACACCGAUUGAGAGAGAACAAUCACCGCCGCCUGCAUCGCCCAUCAAACCGGCGGGAGUGCCUGUUGCGGUGAAAGUUGCCAGGAACUGA